GUGGGCUUUCCUCGGGCAGUGUGGGCUAGGGCCAGCCCUAACCUAGCCCACACAGGGCCAGCGAGGGCUUGCCCACGUCAGAACCCCAGCCACGGGCUAGCUGUGGGCUGCCCGCAAUUACCCGAUUGCCCCAGGAAUACCACUACUGGCCCAAUGCGGGCUAGCCCAUUUGGGCCCAUAUGUCGUUUCUUAAUUGGGCCGAUGCGGGCUUUCUGUGGGCAGCCCACAGGCGAAUCGUUUGUAAAGCCAUUGUUUACAUUUUGACACAUUCCAUCACAGACAAGAAGCAGAAUACAGACUGACUUAUGAUUUUACAUAGCAUAGCAGCUACAUCGAUUGUUUUGCAAGUUUAACUAUGUCGACUGUUCCCUGCAAACACGUACAGUUGGGGCCCACAUGGGUCUCAUCUGGGCUAGUUGGGCUUCGGGUGGGCAUGGGCUUCGAGUGGGCUUUGUUGCUGGGCCCCACAUGGGCAAUGGGUGGGCAUUGAAUGGGCUAAAUUAACAUGGGCAAUAGGUGGGCUUUGUUGUUGGGCCCCACAUGGGCAGUUGGUGGGCAUUAAAUGGGCUAUUUAUCAUGGGCAAUAAGUGGGCUUUGUUGUUGGAGCCCAUAUGGGCAAUGGGUGGGCAUUGAAUGGGCUAAAUUAACAUGGGCAAUAGGUGGGCUUUGUUGUUGGGCCCCACAUGGGCAGUUGGUGGGCAUUAAAUGGGCUAUUUAGCAUGGGCAAUAAGUGGGCUUUGUUGUUGGAGCCCAUAUGGGCAAUGGGUGGGCAUUGAAUGGGCUAAAUUAACAUGGGCAAUAGGUGGGCUUUGUUGUUGGGCCCCACAUGGGCAGUUGGUGGUCAUUAAAUGGGCUAUUUAGCAUGGGCAAUAAGUGGGCUUUGUUGUUGGAGCCCAUAUGGGCAAUGGGUGGGCAUUGAAUGGGCUAAAUUAAGCAUGGGCAGUAAGUGGGCUCCAGCAAGGCUCCAUUUCAAUUCAAUUCAAAAACACAAGAAUUUUACUCCCACACCUCUAAGAUGCCAUAACAUAAUAUAAACAAUACAACGUUAAUUACAAUUGAAAAUAAAAUUUCUCAAUUUUAGAGCAUAAAAGAUAAAGUUUGCUAAAGCACACAUAUUCCGAGCACAACAAAGUUUGCAAUAACUGAAAAGAAAGCAGGCAUAUUCCAGUGCAACUCCUGCAGGAUAACCAAAGCAAGAAGCAAUGCAAACUGGGAAAUCUCCACCCCCUGUGAAAUGGAUACAUUUCGCGCAGUUUCUGCUGCUUGCUGACUGACUGGCUUUUGUCUCUGCUGCCUGUGAAGAGAAGAGUGCACGCACGAGUUGGAUCACUUAACAAAAGCAACAUAUGAAAGUGCACAUGCAAAAUUAUUGCAAGAGGAACGUAGACAUACUGACGUAAGCACAGAGCCUGAGUGUUCGGACGGUAUGGGCCGGGGGAAGUGAAAAAAAGCGGCCAGUUGUCAUGUCCAGAGAAGAUGAGGAGAAUGAUGACAUCCAUCCUCUUCCUCCUCCACCCGGGGCUCUGCGAACGCCUCCACCUCUUCCUCCUCCACCCGGGGCUCUGCGAACGCCUCCACCUCUUCAGCGUGCACCCGGGGCUCUGCGAACGCCUGCAGAGACGCCUGCAGCUGCCGAGUCUUUCAUCCCAAGACAAAAUAUUCGGGAUGGCAUGUUUCAGCAUAUUUUGAGACUACUGGAGGACCUGAAAGACGCUCAAGUGGAACAUGGGAGAAUUCUCCAGGCCCUCGUGCAAAAUCGUCAAAACAUGCCUGACCUAAUUCGCACCACUCCUGAAGGUUUCCCCCUAAAGACAAUUACUGAUCUAAUGUCCAUGGAGGAGAAACUGCAAGACCCCACCUUCAUGGCAGAACUGAUUGCAGCUGUGGCUGACAUUGGAGGGGCCACUGUUGACGGGGCCACCCGCCGUAUGAUGGCCUUCCUCCUUGAACACAAGUUUUCAAGAGGGUUCAACUUCUUGGGAAGAAAUGGCAAGAGGGGCUUCAAGCCCCUCAAGCUGUUUGAAGUCGUUUUAUGGAGCCUUGAAGAAGAACACGAUGACUCGUACCAUCACAAGGAAGGAUGCGGAGAAGGCAGUCCCCAAAUGGCUCAUUAGGGCUAGGGACAGGGGGGGGAAUAGACAGGCCCGUCAGGCCAGAGUAGCAGCUCCUCCAGAAAUGCCAAUCAUGUAUUUUGUUGUGGAGUUCCUUGACAACUCUGUUGGGAUUGUAAGCAACAGCUGGACUAAUGGUGACAAUUCGAUGACCUUCUGGCCACCUUAUGCAGAUCCAAAUAAAUUUAAAAUGGCUCUAUUAACACAUGCAGUCCCUGGACCAGCGUGGACCACCCACACCAUCACAGUUUUGGGCACUGCAGAUGACUAUGAAAAGGCGAGAAAAAAGGCCAAAAUGGCAGAAACACAUUUAGCUGUCGCCAGUGAGCCUGAGGAGUUGGAGAGAUGCCAGCGUUCAAGACAACCAAAGAAACGUUACAUCACCCUGCCUGAGCCUGGACCAAGUAGACCAUUGCCACCAGUUCCACCAGCAGCGAUGAACCUGACUCUUAUGAGCCCACCCCCACCACUUUCACCAGUGAGGCAGCCAUCAUUGUCCUCAUCAAGUUCACACUCAGGCCAAGCCCAUCACAUGGACACCCAGCUGUUGAGCCCACCUCAACCCCUCCCAAUUCACCCCCCUUUGAGGCAGCCAUCAUCAUCCUCAAGAAAUCCAUCUGAACAAGUGGACGACCAACUUAGUCCACCCCUCCCUAUUUACCCACCUGCAAGGCAGCCAUCAUUAUCCUCAGGCCUUGAGAGAUAUUUGGUCUCUACGCUGGAGGAGAUUAAGGAUAGGCUGUCUGCAUUGGAGCGGACGGUGACAAUGUUGGCCAGAUCAGGCAGCAACAAACACGCAAAGCUGCCAGACAACUUGGAGCUACCUCUCCAGAACUUCCAGGACCUCAAUGGACUGGAGGAAAAACUGGAGGACAGCCCCUACCAAAAAGAAUUGACUGCUUAUCUGGGGACAAUUGGUGGUGCCACUGUCCAGGCCACAACCAGGAGGGUCCUGGCCACCGUUUUCGGCCAUUCAUUGGCCAUGACCAUCAAUUGGAAUGGGUGCAAUGACAAAAGGGCAUUCCGGGACCUAAAAUUAAAGAGGGUAGUUGUAGAUGCUGUUAGGAGAGGCUCAAUGGACUCCCCACCAGCAGCACAGAUUGAGGACGAGGUGAAGGUGUGGUUCCGGAAUGCCCGAGAUAGGGCGGGUGGCCGUAGGCAGCGGUACAUUCGAGUUGCAGCACAGGACGUUUAAUGUGUGUGUGUGUGCGCGCGUGCGCGUGUGUGUGUGUGUGUGUGUUAGUGGUGGAAGAUAUUCUUUACUUUUGAAUGACAACCUCACUGGGAUGUUAACCUAUAUACGCACCUGUCAAUUUACAGAGGUGUGCAAAAGCGUUUG
Neoarius graeffei (lesser salmon catfish) is the source of this 3450-nucleotide messenger RNA. RefSeq lists its product as uncharacterized. The transcript has 13 exons. Bases 1987 to 3306 code for a protein of 439 amino acids. The record is from RefSeq and is a predicted model, not a curated record. Lineage: Eukaryota; Metazoa; Chordata; Actinopteri; Siluriformes; Ariidae.